UGCAUUGCAGUCAGGUGAACGGCAAGGGCUAGGGCUAAGGGUUAGGGAAGGGGAAAGAGAGCACUAGAUUGCAACAUCAGUCAUUUACAGAGAAAAAUCUUUCAUCCUUUUUUAUGCCGUCCAAUUUGCACGAAGAAAUCACUCAUUUAGUAGGAAAAUUGAGCCCGGAUCCAGGAGUUUUUAAUAGUUCCAAGAUUUUUGUUUUUCAAAAAUAAGUAGACGUUUGGGUAACUUAAUUCGGUCUCGUGUGUGAAUAUAUAUAUAUUUGUUAAUGGCUCCUGCUGUAAACCUGAGACAAGUUCUGGUAGAAAUUCCAAACCCGCAGCCUAAAAUUGCUGUUCACCUCCGCAGGUCCUAUGAAGAUAUUCUGAAUUCUACAAGAACACAGUCACAGUUAACAACGUUUCAUGUCAAUAUUCCAACGUCUUUCCUAAGAACAGGCAACAGUCCAUCAGAUGAUUGUUUGGUUCAAAAUCUGAAUGCAACGCCAGAAUAUAUUUCAGAAGACUCAUCUUUUGCCAGGAGAAAGUUUGGAGACGGAAGAAGAUUGUGCUUCAGUUCACCAGCAGCUUCCAAUUGUCGCACAAAAACAUUGCAAAGUGGCAACAAGAAAGAGCUGCCUUUCAAGAAACAACGACUGAAUUUUAAGCCAGAUGUAAGUUUAGAAUUCAAACUGAAUGACCUAGCAUCAUCCCAGCUUGUGCGUACCCUUUUGUUGCACAGAUAUCCAGAACUUGAUGAAGAGGACUUGAAAUUGGUUCUUCCAUCAUUGAACUUGAAGUUUGCUCAGGAACAGCUGGAGUUGAGGAAAAUCAACAUGUACCGAUCAAUACCUCGAUGGCGCUUGGGUUCCAAUAGAGAUGCAUACUGUUACCGCAAAGCACAUGUCCAUCUUCAAGCUUUUAAGAAAACUUGCCUGGAACAAGGGAGACUAUUAUUGCAAACAGAGUGCUGGGAAACUGCAUUAGACUAUGUACUAAUUGCCUGGAGAUAUACAAGUGAACUUCCUCAGUGGGAUAAUAGCUUCCAUAAUGAAUGCACACAACAGUGUUUUACUGCUUUAGCUGUUCAGUGCAUGUCUACCUUGCAGAGAAGCUGUUUCGAAUUAGAGAAAUAUAAACAACUUAAGAAAAGACUUAGAAUUGCAUAUUCACAGAACAAAUUAAUCAAACCCUGCCUUGAAGAGUUGGACAGGAUUAUUGAGAUGCUAAAAUGCAGCAGUCCAGAACAGAAUCUGUCUUCCUAAUUAUUUAAAAGACUUCACUGCAUUUUGAAUAAGGAUAAUAGUCAUUAAACAGGUGUGCCCACAGUAAGAAAAUCCUAGUGCCUCAAUGGCAAAUGAUAGCUGGAUUUCUGCAGCUGCACAAAAACUACCAAGUUGGUUUUCUGAGCUGGGACUAUGGGUGUCCAAAUUAGGGCAUUCUUACUUUGGAUUGGAUUCACUUUUGGACAACACAGGAAAAGAUGGAAAUUCAGGUUAAAAGGCAGGGAUUUGGAAAUACAUUCAGCAAAUUCCAGUAUAUUUGGUUGUUGGAGAAAAUUGGUAGUUACAUCUUUUAAUUGUAUUUUUGGGGAGCUUGUCCUAAAAUUCCAUCUAGUUCACUAAUUUAAAAAAGGUGGAAGAAUAGCUUAUCGUUUUAACAACUUAGCCAUAAAAAUGGUGACUUAUUUGGUACUGCUCAUUUUGGAAAUUUGUAGAAAUCUUUUUCAAUGGAAAUAGGUCUUUGCAUGAAGUUCACAGAAGAGUUUUAGGUUAGAAUUGUACUUUUUUGAAAAUUUACUGCUUUUUAUUUAAUUCCAUUUGUAUUGAACUAAAGUUAAAUGUUAAUAGAUCAUAGUAAGCAAGGAGAAUUUGUAGUCAUAACUGCAUUAGGAGUAAUUUAGUGCAAUAGCAAUAUUAGUAAUCUAAUAAUGGCAAUUGCACUUUAACCUUGACCACAUACUGUGUUUUAAUGUUGUUUCUGCUAUAAAAUUUAAACACAUUUGGAAUGAGGGAAUGAAUCUUGACCAGAUUUGGGGAUAUUUGUACAUAUUUAUAAAAAAAGAAAAAAAUACUAUUUCUAUAAUUAUCUAUGAAUUUCAUAAAUGUAUAGAUUUGUAUUGUAUUGAGUUGUGCAACUUGUUGAUUCUUAAUAUAAUGUUGAAAUAGCAAUGUCUCAAAUGUACUAUGCUGCAAAUGGGCAGAGAAUUUCAUGUAGCUUUGUGUGAUUUGGUUGUUUAGAGUUUUUCCAAAUAAAAUGAAAUCGGAUUUAAAAAA
Messenger RNA from Carcharodon carcharias (great white shark), 2257 nucleotides. RefSeq lists its product as uncharacterized. The record is from RefSeq and is a predicted model, not a curated record. Gene Ontology annotation, cellular component: nucleus. The coding region runs from base 272 to 1246 and encodes 324 amino acids. The transcript has 7 exons. Gene Ontology annotation, biological process: nuclear protein quality control by the ubiquitin-proteasome system; proteasome localization. NCBI's taxonomy places the organism in Eukaryota, Metazoa, Chordata, Chondrichthyes, Lamniformes, Lamnidae.